AUGUCUCUCCCCGUUCUGGCGCCUCGCCUGGCAGGCGUCACGCCGCCGGUCGUCGAAAAGCCGAGUUCCAAGGAACAUACCGAGGCCGAAUGGGAAGCCAAGCGGGAGCUGAUUCAGAAACUGUAUAUCCAGGACAAUCGCAAGUUGAGCGAGACCAUGGCCAUUCUCGAGUCCAAACACGGCUUUGCUGCCACGUGGGUCUACCCUCCUCUCGAAGAAAGGGUGUCCACUCCGGAAUCGUUUGCGGAGCAAUCAACCGACCAAGAUGACGCUGGUGUCGAGGAAGUCGUUCGCAUCCCUAACCGGACCAAGCAAAAUACCGCCCUCUCCCUCCCGCUCCAGGUCUCGCGGCAAGGCCCCUACGCGGGACUCGAGAUCGUUCUGGGCAACGUCUGGAGCUGGAGCCAAGCCAAACUGGAAAGCCACGGACUCUCGUCGGACCCCAUGUCGGAUUAUCUGGCCAACCCGAACCAGCCCCCUAUACAAGACAGCCGGACCAUGUACCGCACCUUUGAACUUGUCUUUGAUCUUUGGAAGCAUGAGCGAGGUGACCUGGCCGGCAUGGCCGCGCGCAAGGGAUUCUACGUCCUCGAAUAUGUCCUGACCGAUGACCAUCCCGACCUCGUCUGGCACAUGCUCGACACCAUCUAUGACAUGCGCACCGGCAACUUCCUACGCAGCAUCCCCUACUGCAAAUUCUGGUACAGCUACGGCAGUGCGUGGUUGCGCAACGUACAUAUCCUCGGCGAGCAGGUCGGAUCGCUUGCGCCGCAGCACCUCUGGCUGUAUGAGCAGCUGAUCUGGGACGGUCGAACGCAGCUACGGAAGGACAGUGACUUGAAGCAACGGCGCGAGCUACUGACAGCCGCGCUUCAGAACCUCAGCAAUAUAUACCAGGCAACCGGCGACUCUUCCACAGCCCACUGCCUGCGUGUCGAGGCACUGACUCUCGAGUUUACACAGAUGGAUUUGGACGACAAGCCUCAAGCCGAGCAGCUCGCACUCCAGCUCCUCAGUCACACCGAAGGAGCUGGCUCCGACCCGAGACUCAACGCACGCUUCCACGCCUAUGCACGCAAAAUGCUCGCCCGCGUACACCAGGAUCGAUCCGACUGGGACGUUGCCGAACAAAAUCUAAAACACGCUAUCUUGAGCCGCGAGACAGCCCACGGAGCGAGCAACAACUUGAGAGUCGUCAGGGACAUGUGGGUGCUGGCCGACCACUACAAACGGACUGGGCGCAACAUGGAAGCAAGAAACGUCGCCGAGGACGCCAUUAACAGGGCCAAGGAUUAUUUAGAGGAUUUGCCGGGAUAA
This is a messenger RNA of Emericellopsis cladophorae, 1317 nucleotides long. RefSeq lists its product as uncharacterized. NCBI's taxonomy places the organism in Eukaryota, Fungi, Ascomycota, Sordariomycetes, Hypocreales, Bionectriaceae. The coding region runs from base 1 to 1317 and encodes 438 amino acids. The record is from RefSeq and is a predicted model, not a curated record. Gene Ontology annotation, molecular function: protein binding. The transcript has 4 exons.